This is a messenger RNA of Rubroshorea leprosula, 1188 nucleotides long. The record is from the annotation of a GenBank genome assembly. NCBI's taxonomy places the organism in Eukaryota, Viridiplantae, Streptophyta, Magnoliopsida, Malvales, Dipterocarpaceae.
GCUGCUUCUGUUCUUUCUUAACCGCCGACCUAACUCAUACAUGCGAGGAAGAAGACGAAACGGCCCCGAGUCUAGGGGAAGGAGCCGGCGAAGGUUGAACACUGAUUUUCGGUUUCUCGCUAUGAUCGCCGAAGCCAAAUUUCGAAAUCAAGAUUUUGCUUCAGAGGUUCCAUCCCUUGGCUAUGGCUUCCCUCACUUGGGAAAGAGUCCCCAGUUCACCAUGAGCAUCGCUGAAGCUAAAACUGCAGCUCUAAACAUGGCGAUGUCUUCAGUCUCCUUGAAUUUGGCUCCACCUACCCUAACCAAGAAGCUGAAUGUGCCUCAUACGAAUGAGUUGAUGAAUCGAGCUACUUCGUUUUCUUUGCAUAAUACUGUCGACUGUAGUAAAGAGACCUCUUUUACUGAAGAAAGCAAUUGCAAGAGAAGACUGCUAGUGUUGGGAGUUGGAGCACUGACCGCAAGUUUAUUCCCUGCAAGUUCCCUUCUUGCUCAAGAGAUACCGAGGAAUUACAGUGCUUUUGUUGACAUUCCAGAUGGAUAUUCUUACUAUUACCCCUCAGAUUGGAGGGAAUUUGACUACAGAGGGCAUGAUUCUGCAUUUAAGGACAGGUAUCUGCAACUUCAGAAUGUUAGGGUGAGAUUCAUACCAACUGAGAAGAAAGACAUCCAUGAUUUGGGCCCAAUGGAAGAGGUUAUUACCAAUUUGGUGAAACAUGUGUAUGCUGCGCCAAACCAAGUUCCCAAUAUAAUUGAUAUGCAAGAGAAAACGAUAGAGGGGAAGAACUAUUACACUUUUGAGUACGGACUUACCUCUCCCAACUACGCCAGCACUUCCUUUGCAACCAUAGCCAUUGCAAACGGGAGAUAUUACACCCUGAUUGUUGGGGCCAAUGAAAGGCGGUGGAGGAGAGUUCGGAACACGCUGAAAGUGGUGGCAGACUCUUUCAGGGUGCUUGAUAUUUGAUCUGCUGUUUCUGUUUUACAAUGCCGGGCAACGGGUACCUUCUGAAGAGAGAAUUGUUGUGAUACCUUGAUUGAAUACAGCUGAUGGCAAAGUUUUCCAGUUUACCUGUUCCUAGUCGAUAGCAUUUUUCUUCACGUGAUUUAUAUUUAUCUUCUCGGUGACCACCAUUUCCUGUAAAUUUGAAUUCAAGGGAAAAAUGGUGCGAAUAAAAAUAUAAUUUUUGC